Molecule: messenger RNA, 1758 nt
Organism: Heterobasidion irregulare TC 32-1
Lineage: Eukaryota; Fungi; Basidiomycota; Agaricomycetes; Russulales; Bondarzewiaceae
Exons: 1
Coding region: 1-1758 (585 amino acids)
Cellular component (GO): nucleus
Molecular function (GO): DNA binding
Source: RefSeq, a predicted model, not a curated record
AUGUUCGAGCCACAUUCCACGUCUCAACAUUCACGAUCCAACGUGGCGGCAGACACGCCCCAGACAAAAAUUGAUGAAGGCACCCUUGUGCGCCGAAACCCAAAGCGUAAACGCACCGCCGCACUGCCCAUCGAGUCUACUGUCGUAUCUUAUAAGAUUCGCCUUCCACCAUCAUCUACCCCUGCCCUAUCAACCCCGUCUGUCUCCUCCUCUGUCAUCGACUUAUCAAGCGAUGAGGAGGAACCCUCUAUCAUCACCAUCGAAGAUUCACCAGUUCUCCCACGACGUCACUACACUUCAAAAUCCGCCAAUCCGCUCCCCAACCUUCACCGAACUGACACGCCUUCUCUCAAACACAGACGACCGCCUUACCAUGAGGAUAAUCUAUUUCAAAGUGUAUUCCCUGAUCGUCUGUUUCAGCAUGUCCAGGGCUCGCAAACGCUGUAUACGGCUCGUUCAAUGCCGUUGCGCCAUCGUGACAAAGGCAAAGGAUGUGUAGGCGCGCAUCUUACCGAAUCCUCAUCAUUGCAAUUUCUUGGUAUAGAUCCACAUACUCGGUCGGAACCUUUCGCCACAAACGAUGGCCCUUUGGCCACCAGAGACAGCGAUCAAGAGCGGAAAAUCAUCCCGGACCAUCACCGUGACGCGUACCCAGCCAUUUCGCGUUUAUUCGAUCCCCCGUCGUACGAUCAAUCGCCAGCUUCGAGACAUACAGACCCCGCGCAGCUUUACUGGAAUGAGAAAUGGCGACCGCGGCAGGCGAUAGAAGUUCUAGGAAAUGAGCGGAACGCCUGCUAUCUGCGAGAUUGGAUGAAUGCGUUACGACUUCAUUUUGACGAGCAUGCAGAUCAGCCCUCAGGCUCGCAGAGAAGAAGCCAAAGUAGCCAGAAGUCAAAAGUAGGGUCUCAGCCAACCUUUCACCGUAAGCGCAAGGUUGCAAGACGUCCUCUGAUCUUGCGAGAGGUAAAUCGUUCCAAGAAACGGCAACGCCGCGGCGAAUUAGACUGGAUCGUGGAUGAUGAUGCAUCGGAGGAUGAGUUACUGAUCGACGAUGACUAUCUGGAUUCUCUGUCCCUUGGGAACGAUGAGGAAUCACUUCUUCCUACACAAACUAAUGACGGCUGGUCAAUUCACUCGAAACCGUUCACGUUCGGAAGCAAGAUUCACAACACUCUGCUGCUUUCAGGCCCGUCGGGAAGUGGGAAGACCGCGGCAAUCUAUGCUUGUGCGGAAGAAUUAGGUUGGGAGGUCUUUGAAGUAUAUCCAGGAGUCGGCAAGCGUGGGUCUGCUAGCUUGGAAAAUCUGAUUGGUGAUGUUGGAAAGAAUCACCUGGUUCAACAGCCGCGUUUUCGGCUCGAGGAGGAUAAAGCUUCGGCACCCAUUGAUCCACUCCCCUCAACAUCAGCUAUUCGAGACUUCUUUACAUCACAUUCAGAUGGAGCUGCGAAACCUCCUCUUAGACGCUUGCGGCGGAAGACAUCGCAAGAUGAUGUUGUUCCGGUGGAUGUUAGAUGGAGGCUUACGGACGAUGAAGAACUGCCUUCAAUAAUCACUGAUACCCCGACAAUACAGGUACCUCAGACGAAUGAGUCAUUUCGCCAGUCUAUUGUUUUGUUCGAAGAGGUAGAUGUACUCUUCAAAGACGAUGUCGGUUUCUGGCCCGCUGUCAUCAAGUUCAUCAAGGAUUGUAAACGGCCAGUGGUUAUGACUUGUAACGGUGGGUGUCCGUUUAGUAUCCCUCAAGGGUGUUUCAUCUGA